Artibeus jamaicensis (Jamaican fruit-eating bat) is the source of this 1905-nucleotide messenger RNA. It is a transcript of the gene GPR89A, whose product is annotated as G protein-coupled receptor 89A. Gene Ontology annotation, cellular component: Golgi cisterna membrane. The transcript is spliced from 14 exons. The record is from RefSeq and is a predicted model, not a curated record. Gene Ontology annotation, molecular function: voltage-gated monoatomic anion channel activity. NCBI's taxonomy places the organism in Eukaryota, Metazoa, Chordata, Mammalia, Chiroptera, Phyllostomidae. Bases 93 to 1460 code for a protein of 455 amino acids. Gene Ontology annotation, biological process: intracellular pH reduction.
CAAAGGCCACCUGUGUAAGAUGGCUGGCGGUCCGAGUUGCUGUGUCUUCGGGGAGUGGAAAGUGAUGGUACAUCCUCUCCCUACAUUUUGCUAUGAGUUUCCUAAUAGACUCCAGCAUCAUGAUUACCUCCCAGAUACUUUUCUUUGGAUUCGGGUGGCUUUUCUUCAUGCAUCAACUGUUUAAGGACUAUGAGGUGCGUCAGUAUGUUGUACAGGUGAUCUUCUCUGUGACUUUCGCGUUUUCUUGCACCAUGUUUGAACUCAUCAUCUUUGAAAUCUUAGGAGUAUUGAAUAGCAGCUCCCGUUAUUUUCACUGGAAAAUGAACCUGUGCAUAAUUCUGCUUAUCCUGGUUUUUAUGGUGCCUUUUUACAUUGGCUACUUUAUUGUGAGCAACAUCCGACUGUUGCAUAAACAGCGACUGCUUUUUUCCUGUCUUUUAUGGUUGACGUUUAUGUAUUUCUUCUGGAAACUAGGAGAUCCAUUUCCCAUUCUUAGCCCAAAACACGGAAUCUUGUCCAUAGAACAGCUCAUCAGCCGGGUAGGUGUUAUUGGUGUGACUCUCAUGGCUCUUCUUUCUGGAUUUGGUGCUGUCAACUGUCCAUACACUUACAUGUCCUACUUCCUCAGGAAUGUGACUGACAUAGAUAUUCUAGCCCUGGAACGGCGACUGCUCCAAACUAUGGAUAUGAUCAUAAGCAAAAAGAAAAGGAUGGCAAUGACACGGAGAACUAUGUUUCAGAAGGGGGAGGUACAUAACAAACCAUCAGGAUUCUGGGGAAUGAUCAAAAGUGUUACCACUUCAGCACCAGGAAGUGAAAAUCUUACUCUUAUUCAACAGGAAGUGGAUGCUUUGGAAGAACUAAGCAGGCAGCUUUUUCUGGAAACAGCUGAUCUAUAUGCUACCAAGGAGAGAAUAGAAUACUCCAAAACUUUCAAGGGGAAAUAUUUUAAUUUUCUGGGUUACUUUUUCUCUAUUUACUGUGUUUGGAAAAUUUUCAUGGCAACCAUUAAUAUUGUUUUUGAUCGAGUUGGGAAAACUGAUCCUGUCACAAGAGGCAUUGAGAUCACUGUGAAUUAUCUGGGGAUUCAGUUUGAUGUGAAGUUCUGGUCCCAACAUAUUUCCUUUAUUCUGGUUGGAAUAAUCAUUGUAACAUCUAUCAGAGGAUUACUAAUCACUCUUACCAAGUUCUUUUAUGCCAUCUCUAGCAGUAAGUCCUCCAAUGUCAUCGUCCUGCUAUUAGCACAGAUAAUGGGCAUGUACUUUGUCUCAUCUGUGCUGCUGAUCCGAAUGAGCAUGCCCCUAGAAUACCGCACCAUAAUCACUGAAGUCCUUGGAGAACUGCAGUUCAGUUUCUACCACCGUUGGUUCGAUGUGAUCUUCCUAGUCAGUGCUCUCUCCAGCAUACUGUUCCUCUAUUUGGCUCACAAACAGGCACCAGAGAAGCAUAUGACACCUUGAAUUCAUUUGUAUUUCAGACUGCUAACAGGCCAGUGGUGCCAGAAUUUGGAUAUAAGAAGAGAAAAAAUGGAAUGGACCUGGGCCUAAUAUUUUUUAAACAAACAAAAUGCUAUGGUAGCAUAUUCUACCUCAAGUUCAUGCCUGCUACCUCAGAUAGUAGUGUGAUCAUGAGUAGCAUCCUCUAGAGCAUGAGAGAGCAAGGUAGCUGAAUCUAAUACUCAGCUAAGAGGUUCCUGUGUUGUUUUGAGACUGGUGCGACAUUGGGAAGCAGGUGUAGAAAAGAGUCAAGAAACUAGAGGUGGGGAAAUACACUUGAACUGUGAGGUAAGAGAAGUCUACAGUAGCUGGGCCAAAUAUGUAGGAUUUUUGUUGAAGUCAAGACUCACAUGCAAAAAGGUUUUAGCUUUCCCUUGAGAUUGACUGUCAUUAAAAUCAGAGAUUGCAA